AUGUUCCGCCGAAUUGCCCUCCUUCGCGACCACCGCGAGAAUAUCAUUCGUAUUUUCCGUGAGAUGGCCGACUUGAAUAAUGCGCUAGGGGAGAAGUACAAGGUUGCCAGCUACAGCCGCGCCAUUGAGAGCCUCAAGACGAAUCUCGACAAGCCGCUAAACUCCCCUGCGGAUCUGAAGGCCUUCACGGGCUUCGGCGCGAAGCUGCUGAAAAAGGCUGAGGAGAUCAUGGCGACAGGGAAGCUCGAGGAGUUGGAAAGCAAAACGAAGCCGAAGCUCAAGGCGAUUCAGGAGCUUACGCAGGUCCACGGAUUCGGCCCCCGCGCGGCGGCGGCGCUGUUCGACCGGGAGGGCAUCUUCACCGUGGAUGAGCUCCUCGCCAAGGCGGAUAGCAUCCCCUCCCUGACGGACCAACAACGCGUCGGGAUCAAAUACUUCUACGACAUUAACGAGAAAAUCCCGAUGCAGGAGAGCGUGCAGCAUGAGAACUUCCUCGCGGAGAAGUGCGCGGAGCUGCUCGGGAGCGGGUAUGAGGUGCAGAUCUGUGGAAGUUACCGCCGGCGGCAUCCGUUUAGCGGGGACGUGGAUGCGAUUCUCUCGCGCACGCGCGAGGCGCCCCCGCUAAGCGAGCCCGUCGCCGCCACCGGCGUCCUCUCGACCUUUGUGGAUUACCUCACGGAGAAGAAAUACCUCGAGGCGACGAUGGCGCAGGGGCCGUUGAAAUACAUGGGGAUGGGCCGUUUACCCCCUCGUGUGGUCCGGGAUAAGGCCGGGCAGGAGAGCCAGAAGAUGUACAAGGCGCGUCGGGUGGACAUCCGGCUGAUCGAAACCAAAAGCGUCCCGACGGCGCUCCUGACCUUUACCGGGAGUAAAAACUUCAACGUCAUCAUGCGACAGGCCGCCAUCAGCAAGGGCUACCUGUUGAACGAGUACGGGCUCUUCAAACUCGGCACCCCGGAGGAGGCCAAGGCGCUCUACGAGAAGCUCGGCAUGCGGGGAAAGAACGCCGGCGAGGAGCUCGGCGUCCCCAAGGACGAGCUCGAGGAUAAGCGGGUGCCCGUGACGUGUGAGCAGGACGUCUUUGACGUGCUCGGGAUGCCGUACGCGAAGCCGGAGAAUCGGGAUCCGUAA
This is a messenger RNA of Phytomonas sp. EM1, 1131 nucleotides long. NCBI's taxonomy places the organism in Eukaryota, Euglenozoa, Kinetoplastea, Trypanosomatida, Trypanosomatidae. The record is from the annotation of a GenBank genome assembly.